CUUAUAUUUUCAUUGUUCUAUUAAAUACAAAAUUGUUUUGUUCCUUUGUCGAUUUAUUAUUGAUCUUCUAAAUAAAUUAAGUGCUUAGUAAGUGAUAAGUAUUUUAUUUAUUAUCAUGUGUUCUCUCUAAUUAAAUUCAACGCACGAUACUCUUGUUCAAAAGACUGCAAGUGCAUUUUAAAUAAAUGCAUUCAUAAGAAAUGUCUUGUCAAUGGAGGACAAGCUGUAUGGCCGCUUUGGCCAUGUAAACAAUCAAACAAAAUUACCCGCCAUCAUGACUCCAGUCAAUACGCUUUCCACUCACAGUGAUUUUGGUUUGCCCGAUGUUACAAUCACAUCACAGUUUACAUCAUUAAAACUGAAUCCUGGUUAUAACGAUAGUGACGAAGAAGGUGAUGGCCAUUCGCAUAGUUUUGUACUUUUAGAUGAGAAAGAAAGGCUGAAGCUACCUAAUGUAGAAACAUUUGUAAAACGUCUCAAUGGUUAUAAGAAUAAUAGUCCUGUUAAGGUCAUUUCAAUAUUUGGUAAUACGGGCGAUGGAAAAUCUCAUACACUGAAUCAGUGCUUUUUUAGAGGAGCUGAAGUUUUUCGUACAUCUUCGGAACAGAAGGCGUGUACCGUAGGUGUUUGGGUCGCAUUUGAUCCAACCUUGAACACAUUAUGUUUGGACACAGAAGGUUUUUCAGGGUCGGCUUUACACAACAAACAGCGAACUAGACUGCUUCUCAAGGUUUUAGCUAUAUCGGAUAUAGUCAUAUAUAGAGUAAAAGGCGAACGUUUGCAAGAUGACAUGUUCAAUUUCCUUGGAUCGGCGUCCAAGGCGUACAUUAAGCAUUUUAAAAAGGCUUUGAAUGCUGUUAACUAUCGUUCUGUCGACCCAUUCAAAUGUACCGAUUCUAUGCUAGGUCCUUCGUUGAUCAUAUUUCAUGAAACUAGAAAUACUGAACCUCUUAUAUCUUGUAACGGUAAAAACGCCUCGGAACAAAUACAAGAUAGAUUUCAUGAAUUGCAGCUUGAUGUCGACGGCUUUGCUUCAUUACGUUACAUAGGUAUCCAAACUAUCGUUCCACCUACAGAUUUUGGGCCAAUUAGAGAGGUGAUCCACGAAGAAAUUUCUAAUAACUCUGCUAGACCUCAACGAUCCCCUCAAAUUGUGUAUCUCACGUUAAAGGCAUUAAAUGAUAAAUUUACUGGUGUUAUCAAAAAUUCAGUUGAACCUCUAUUCCCGGAUCAGCACUUAACAUGUCCAACCAUAUGCCAGUCUUGUGAGCAACGUUGUACAAAUAGUGUUGGACACUUAAAAGAUAACAUUCCUCAUUUUAAUAAUUCCAAAUGCAGGUUUCAGUCUCAAUUCGAAAACUCUGUUCACAUAUGUAAAGUUUGUGCGGAUAAUGGAAAUCCUGUUGAAGUUACAUCUAAAUACAUAAAUGAUAACCAAAACUCGUGGUUAAAAUACGCUUUCUCUGGAUACAUUAUCGAGUGUCCAAAGUGUGGAAUUAUAUAUCGAAGUAAACAAUACUGGUAUGGCAACGAUGAUCCAGAAAGAACCGCUGUUUAUUCAGAAACUCGACAUAUUUGGCCUGGCAUGGAUUUGAAAUCGUCUUCGAGCAUGAAUCCUGCUAGAAAAGUAUUAGAUGGUGUAACAUAUUUAUCAGAAACCGUUGCCAGUGUUAGUUAUGAACCUUCACGCUUGUUGUCUUCUUGGGUUGCUGAUCAAUUUGCACCAAAAUAUUGGAAGCCUAAUGCAGAAAUUAAGGAAUGCAUAGUUUGUAAAUUACAAUUUUCCUCAACCUCCGUCAAACAUCAUUGCCGUGCUUGUGGAGAAGGAGUCUGCGAUGAGUGUUCUAAACGAUCUAUGUGUGUGCCAGAUAGAGGCUGGGAUACGCCUGUACGAGUCUGUAACUUUUGUUAUAAACGAUCUGGAAGCGUAAGUAGCAACUGUUCAGACUCGUCAAGUCGUGGAGAAGAAAACAUUGUAAGUGCUAGAAAGUUUAGUGAAGCCGUGGUGAACACAUUAUCUUCAGUUGCUUCUGUUCUCGAAUAUCCAAAAAAUUUAAUCAAAGACACAGCUAGACCGUCGUAUUGGAUACCCGACAGCGAAGCAUUAGAUUGUUGUGUGUGUAAAGCAGAGUUUGGGCCAUUAUUGAUACUACACCAUUGCCGAGGUUGUGGUAACGGCGUAUGUGCGAGUUGUUCUAGCCAUAGAAAACCUGUUCCACACAGAGGUUGGCCAAAUCCCGUUCGAGUAUGUGAUCAAUGCUCGAACCAAGAUACAUAAAAUUACGUUUUAAAAUAUUUAAAAAGCGUUUAAAACAAUUAGUAAAAGUACUUAUGUCUUUGUAAUGUAAUCAUACAUUACAUAGUACACGCUUGUGUACCCUUACAGAAUAUACUUGUUAAAUUAAAAUAAUAUGUUCAGUUAACAAUAACAGUUUUUAAACAAUAAGGACUAGUGGAUUAUUUUUAAACAACAAUAUGUGUGCUAUGUAAUUAAUUGUUUUAAUUUGUAUUCUUUGCCAAAUAAAAAGCACAAAUAAGCAACUACCAAAUAUUAAAAGAAUGUACAUUACCUUGCCAAAUUAUUCUACAUUGACCGACAAUUUUCAUCACUGUAUAAUGUAAAUAAUAUAACAAAAAAAAAAACAAAUUAAUUUUCUGUGAUAGGUAAAUUAUAAGUGCUAGUCUAUAAGGGUUUCCCCGAUUUCUUUGUGGUUCUAUUAGCUUUACAUAAAAACUUUUAUUAUUUUGUUGUACUUGUAAAAAUUCUAUAAGUAGUAUUACUCAUUAAUGAGUAAUUCAUAUAUAACUAUUGGUUAUAUUAUUUCCAUUCAAAUGUAAUAGUAACUUUUUAUUUUAUAUUACGUAAUGAAUAUUAAUAUUAAUAUUAAUUGGAUUCGUGGUAUAGCUUUACUAUCUAUUAGCCAAAUAUAUAAUUGUAGUUGUUUAAAAAAAAAAUUGUAGUAAUUGGCUUUUUUUAUGUAUAAUG
Molecule: messenger RNA, 2986 nt
Organism: Adelges cooleyi (spruce gall adelgid)
Lineage: Eukaryota; Metazoa; Arthropoda; Insecta; Hemiptera; Adelgidae
Product: zinc finger FYVE domain-containing protein 1-like
Exons: 12
Coding region: 212-2278 (688 amino acids)
Molecular function (GO): metal ion binding
Source: RefSeq, a predicted model, not a curated record